Messenger RNA from Papaver somniferum (opium poppy), 960 nucleotides. Its product is annotated as ribosome biogenesis protein bms1-like. Lineage: Eukaryota; Viridiplantae; Streptophyta; Magnoliopsida; Ranunculales; Papaveraceae. The record is from RefSeq and is a predicted model, not a curated record. The transcript is spliced from 8 exons. The coding region runs from base 106 to 960 and encodes 284 amino acids. Gene Ontology annotation, cellular component: 90S preribosome; nucleus. Gene Ontology annotation, biological process: maturation of SSU-rRNA from tricistronic rRNA transcript (SSU-rRNA, 5.8S rRNA, LSU-rRNA); ribosome biogenesis; endonucleolytic cleavage of tricistronic rRNA transcript (SSU-rRNA, 5.8S rRNA, LSU-rRNA). Gene Ontology annotation, molecular function: U3 snoRNA binding; GTPase activity; GTP binding.
UCUUGAUGUUUUUCAUGGUUAUCUCCGGGGUUGUGAUAUCAAGAAUAAAGGAACUAAGUUUUAUUGGAUCUUUGAUCCAACUUAUAUACGUUUUUGUUACGUUAAAUGGAGAAAAUCAACAAGAAGAGGAAACGGCAGGCUAACAACCAGAAGAACAUAUCAAACUAUAAGAAGAUAGAGCCAAUUACUCCACCUGCUCCUUAUGUUAUUGUUGUUCAUGGACCUCCCAAGGUUGGGAAAUCCUUGUUGAUCAAAUCUCUAGUAAAGCAUUAUACCAACCAUAAUCUUACCGAUGACACCACCCCAGGCCCCAUUACGAUUGUCGUCGGCUCAGGCGAAGAACAAAGACGGAUACAGUUUGUGGAGUGUCCUAACAAUGUCAAUGGCAUGAUUGAUGCUUCAAAGUAUGCCGACGCAAUCAUACUGCUCAUCGACGUGAGUUAUGGGUUUGAAAUGGAAACACUCGAGUUUGUUAACCUUUUAAAAGUUCACGGCAUGCCCAAGCUUAUUGGGGUGUUUACAAAUCUUGACUGCUUUUUAAAUAAAGAUGUAAAGAUUGAAGAAAUGCGAACAGCGCGUUUCAAAAAACUUUUUAGGAAUGAAAUACAUGAAGAAGCACAAAUAUUCUGCUUAUCUGCUUCAGAUGAAGAUGAAAAGAUGUAUCUGGAGAUUGAUAUUUCCAAACUGGCAAGCUUCAUAUUGGGUAUGGAAUUCCAUCCUAUGUCAUGGCGAGCUGCAAAUCCUUAUGUGCUGGUAGAUUGUUUUGAAGAUGUCACUCCUACAGAAAGAUUGCACUUGGAUAAAAACUGCGGUAAAAAAGAAACCGAGGUGCAUAUUGCCGGCGUCGGUGACUUCCCUUUAGCUGGCGUGGCAAGUGUAGCUGAACCUCGCCCAUUACCGCAUAUUGAUGAUCCAAAGGUACCAACUGCAGAUAUUUUAGUUUUGACUCUCUUUGGUUGA